Molecule: messenger RNA, 1464 nt
Organism: Penicillium crustosum
Lineage: Eukaryota; Fungi; Ascomycota; Eurotiomycetes; Eurotiales; Aspergillaceae
Exons: 8
Coding region: 1-1464 (487 amino acids)
Biological process (GO): positive regulation of transcription by RNA polymerase II
Cellular component (GO): nucleus
Molecular function (GO): DNA-binding transcription factor activity; transcription cis-regulatory region binding
Source: RefSeq, a predicted model, not a curated record
AUGAGGAUUCCAACCACUCCGAAAUCCCCAGAUAUCCAUCCACAGCCCGGCUUUCGGAUGAGACAGCAGAAUUUGAGUAUAGAUCAUCAAACUGAAGAACCCUCUGCCCCGCCCUCACAAACUCCGCAGGCUGACCCCACCAGCGGAGUGACAUCUGCCAGUCCGUCACCCAUUGGCGAUGGGUCCACAGAGGAUAUUCGUCUGGCCAUGAUGUCACCGACAGGAGCCUUGGACGCCUCCGCUCGCGAGCAGCACUUAAGCCAUGGGUGGGAGUCUCAAAUCCAAUAUCAAAAGAUACCGGCAACGAUUCACUCUCAAGCUGAGGGACUCAAUGCGGCGUAUCCGACCAAUGACUGGAGCCAGAGAUUCGUAAAUGCUUUGGACCGGUCACCCUGCUACGAUCUUCAUGAACCAAGUAGCCACGAUGAUACCCCGGAAUUUCUCUCAUUCUUUCGUACUGACGAGCAAUUGCCACUAACCGCAGCAGAGAUUUUGAUCUUCAGGAAUUAUGUCGAAACCGUUUCUCGAUGGAUUGAUUCGUUCUCUGAAGAUCGGCCGUUUUACUCGGAUGUGCCAAUAAUGGCGCUUCGGUGCCCGGUGCUCAUGAAUUCGUGUCUUGCUCUGUCUGCGAAACAGCUAGCGUUAAAAAGUUCUGAUGAGGAAAUGGCUACGCGAGAGAAAGUUGCGGUCAAGUAUCAUCAGAAGGCGAUCAAAGCUAUUAGUUCUAUACUAGCAGAUUCUGCCUGUGCAUGGCAUGACGAGAUUUUAGCUUCAAGUGUCAUAUUGUCUACCCCAAUUGUUGACCAGUCUCGUGGAGUAUACGGCAAUGCUACCGGCAUCAAGGGUGCUGCAUACUGGACAUGGUAUCGUCACGAGAUUUGGGCUGCACUCCAGACUGGACAGCAAAUGACAUUGAAUGAAAGUUAUUGGAGGCCGGAAGAUGUCGAUAGUUUCGAAAAUCUAUCUAUCGAAGAGAUCUCAAAUCGUGCCAUUUUUCUUCUUGGGCAAUGCGUGUCGUUCUGCAACACUAAGAAAGUCACCGAGGGCAUGACUCACCUUGACAGAACAGAGCAAGAAAAGCGAUUGGCAGCACUUCAACAUGCUCUUGAAGAAUGGAAGGAGAAACUUCCGGCCACCAGCUCGUACUGCCUUUCUGAGUCAGCAUCAUUCCCCCAUACGAGUUCCUCGUACAGUUUCCCUUCGAUCUGGUUUCUGUAUCCACAGAGUGCCGUUGCGUAUCAAGUUUAUCAUGCAUCGAAAAUUCUUCUGAACCUUCAUUUUGAAUCUACCACCUUUCAAAAUAAUCUGGCCGAAGGACCAUCCGUCUUGCGGAAGCCCUACAAAAACUAUGGGCUGAUUGAGCUGUCCGAGCACAAAAGCGAUCGAGAGCUUCAUAAUGCCUAUUCACACGCCAAAGUGGAAACCGAGGUUUAUAUUCCACAACGUGCCGGCUUGUGGCUUUAA